GAGGUCGCAUCUCGCGAUGAGUGAGCUCAGUCUCCCCGCGGUGACAGAGUCAUGAUGGCCGCUGUACGUAGGUUUCUGGCUUUUCGAAACAAGUUCACCAGCUUAACAAACGGUUUAAACCUUUACUUUAACAGCAGACAAUCGCUGAGGGAAAGAACAGUUCUGAGACAUGUAGGGACAGGGCUGUGUAUAACUCUAGGUGGAUUCGCUGUUGUUUACUACCAGCAUCGGGGACACGCAGCGAGUCUGCGCGCAUUGAUUUCUCCUCUCCCAGCAGUGGCUGCAAAGGAGCAGGCCAGUGCAUCUUCUGAAGAUGAAGAGGUGUCGAUGUCAGCCCAUGAGCACAGGUUCAGGCUCUUCAGCUCGAUGGAGUAUGAUGGACAGCUUUACAUGACACCCCUCGACUUCAUUGAGUCUGUCACUAUGAGCGAACCAAAGAAAAAGAGAUUUUGGAGAUCCCUCACAAAACAGGAUCUAGACAAGAUUCUGUCAGAUACGCCACCUGUUUGGAAAGGAUCCUCUCGUCUGUUCCGAAACCUGCGUGAAAGAGGUGUCAUCGCUUACACAGAGUAUCUGUUUCUGCUUUGCAUUUUGACAAAGCCACAUGCAGGUUUUAAAAUAGCUUUCAAUAUGUUUGAUGCAGAUGGCAACGAAAUGGUGGAUAAGAGAGAAUUCAUGGUGCUAGAGGAGAUAUUCCGUAAGAAAAAUGAAAAGAAAAAAGAACGAGGAGGAGAUCCUGACAGUUCAUCUCAACUGAGUGUGGAACUGUACGGAUAUCAAGGAUCUGUCAACAGCAAUGUACUUAAAAAAGAGCAGCCUCAGUCUGAACCCAGAAGUUUCUGGGAUGUUCUAAGGCAUGGUGCGAGAAUAGUUCUCUUUUCAGAUCUGAUGGAGCACAAACCAGAAAAUGUCACCGACACAACUCUGCUGGUGCAUUUCUUUGGAAGAAAGGGCAAAAGUGAACUUAACUUUGAUGACUUCUACAGAUUCAUGGACAACCUGCAGACAGAAGUCCUUGAGAUUGAGUUCCUCAGCUAUUCCAAGGGAAUGACCACCAUCAGUGAGGAAGACUUCGCUCGUAUCCUGCUGCGCUACACAACAGUGGAGAACAUUACAGGCUACCUUGAGAAUGUGCGUCAAAGCAUACCUGAUGAAAAGGGCAUCACUUUUGAAGAGUUUAGGUCCUUCUUUCAGUUCCUCAACAACUUAGAAGAUUUUACCAUUGCCAUGCAAAUGUACAACUAUGCAAAUCGCCCAAUUGGACAAGAUGAGUUUGCCCGUGCGGUCUAUGUUGCCACUGGCCUGAAGCUGUCACGACACCUCGUGAACACUAUUUUCAAGAUCUUUGAUGUUGACCAUGAUGACCAGCUAAGCUACAAGGAGUUCAUUGGGAUAAUGAAGGAUCGGCUGCACCGUGGCUCUUGGGGAUAUAAAGGUGAAGAGAGAUUCACAUCCUUUAAAGCCUGUAUGAAGAAAGAACUCACUGCUAAAUAGGUGAAAGUCCCGCUGAGUGUUCCUCUUCACCCUCACGUCUCAGUGAAGAAAUCUCAAGUUGGAUUAAACUUCUCAGUGACUCAAUGCAAUUAUCUACCUGACCUGUGUCAAACUCUGUAAGAUACAAAUACUGCCAUAAUUAGAUUAACACAUGCUACCUCUCUGGACUAUAGUUACCACUUUGUCACUUUGCAGGCACUUUCUUAACUCUAUUAAAGCCAUUAACUAAAAGGGAUAACACUUUAAUGAAAUAGCCAUACUUUUAUUAAUCAAAAAAUUAUUUAUUAAAGGUCUUAUAAAUUUAAAUGGGACCAGUGCCCACAUUUUAAGAUAAAUUAUGUCUUUAUAUUACUUCAUAAAUUAAAGAAAAAAAAAAUUAUGUCCAUUAACUAUGUUGAAGUGGAAAUGUGUAUUUGCUGAAUUCUGAUGUUAUUUAUUCUAUUUAUUGAUAUAUUUUGUGUAAAGAAAAUGUUCUCUUGAGAUUUAAUGCUUCUUUAAUGCUGUAUUGGCACUGCAUUGAUCUAUUUGCUUCUCUAGGAGUUAUAAGCCAGAUAAUCUUUCCUUACAAUGAGCACAUUGCUAACAUAGUUUCUCUGAGCUUGUCCACUGCCCACCACCCAGAUCAGCUUACACAGGGUCUGACAGUGCUGAGUGCACAGAGCAAUAAUGAGACCUCAGUAAUCUCACAAUGUGCUACACAUACAGAUCUCUCUCUCCUACUCUUUUAUGAGUUUCUUACACUGCCACUCCUUUAAGAAAAAUCUUGCAAAGACAAAACAACAAACAAGCUGAAUCCACUCAUUUUACUCCAGAAAAAAUUUCUCUUGGUAUGUUUAUUUUUUAAAGUUUAAAGUAACAUUUUGUGCAGCCUUGCCUACAAAAAAGCUGUUGCACAUUUUCAUUUUAUUGCCCAGGAAAAAAAAAAAAAAAGAUACAGUUCAUUAAACACACAUUGACCUAUAGCGGGGCAUGUUGUCACAAAUGGGGUUGUUAUAAAGGAACCAUUUUCUCUAACUGAACCUUUGACUCAAAGCAUUAAAAUAUAGCUUGUGACAACUGUGUGAUAAGUAGCUCUGGUCUCAACCACCAUACUUUUCUUCAGAAUACAGACCAUGUUUUAGAUCUGUACAUCCUAAAAUUGCUUAUUUCAUUUAACAUUUUUGCAUAUUACAGUUUUAUGCAUUAGGCCUAUAGUAUUCAGACUGCUUAGAGGGUUCGAAUAAAUUAAAACCACAAUCAAAAUAAUAAUUUGUGUCAUUCCUUCUGGUCUGUGCUUCCUUCUUUCAGAAGAAAUGAUUUAAAAAAAGUCUUGAAACAUUUUAGAUUUUAGACCUAUAGUGUCAGGCCCCUAUUUUAACAAUCUAAGCACAAGCGCACGGCGCAAGUGCACUUAGGGCGUGUCCGAAUCCUCUUUUGCUAGUUUAACGACGGGAAAAAUAGUCUAAAAGGGUUGUCCCUAUUCUCUUAAUGAGUAAUGGUUGUGUUUUGGGUGUAACGUGCAAUAAACCAAUCAGAGUCUCAUCUCCCAUUCCCUUUAAAAGCCAUUUGCACACGUGCAAUGGCGGAUUCGCUAUUUACAUGGCGGAAUUUGCAAGCGGAAAAACUGCAUGCUUCUCUAGCGAGGAAACGGAUAUGUGCCAUUGACUUUUGACCAGGUUUCAGUUGGUCAAUGGCGCAGUCUAUUUCAGUUGCCUCAAAAUAGCAAUGUGCCAACAAUGCGCCUGAACACACCUUGUUUUCAGACCAGCCAUGGGCGCACAAAUGGGUGCUAAUGCAUUUGCUUUUUAAACAACGUGGCGCAGGACGUGAAAAUGAUAACUGCAUCGGGCUAAAACUAGUAAAAAACACUUGUGUCGCGCCUGGCGCCGCAUUGCACUGGGUGAAUGAUAGAGCCCUUAAUGUCUUUUUAGUCAAGCACAAUGUAACUAUGAAAAGAUUAUGGGGUUCCUCAGUAGGGUUGGGAAUCGAAAAUCGAUUCCAAUACUUAAGGUCAGGAAUCGGAUACUUGUUAUAAAAUUUCGAUUCCUCUUGACUUUAAACCAUUCGCGCGUAAGAACACCCACAUGCUGUUUUUCGUGCUGCACACGCGUCCAUAGCGCGCACACAGAAAAAAUUAUUUUAAUGUGAUUUUAAACCAUUCAAGCACAUGAAGACUCGUGCGCUGUUUUCUGUGCUGCGCACACAUCCAAAACAUGUGCACUGAAAGCCACCUCUCAUACUGUAUAGUACACAAAACACAGUCGGUUGUGUCUUAAAGGGUUAGUUCACCCAAAAAUUUAAUUUCUGUCAUUAAUUACUCACCCUCAAGUUGUUCCAAACAGAGUUGGCAUUCUGACGUAAACAUGGAAGUGCUGCACUGCAUUCACUGUGCCAACUGCGUAGGAGACUGACAGGGAAGAGAAAAAAUUGUUGAAUAAAGUUGUUAUUUUUGUUUUGUUUUCUCGUUGCUUCAUAACAUUAAGGUUGAACAACUGUAGUCACGUUGACUAUUUUAACGAUGUCUUUACUACUUCUCUGGACCUUGAAUGUGGUAAUUUCGUUGCUUUCUAUGGGAGAUAAAAAACCUCUUGGAUUUCAUCAAAAAUAUCUUAAUUUGUGUUCUGAAGAUGAACGAAGGUCUUACGGGUUUGGAACGACAUGAGGGUGAGUACUUAAUGACAGAAAUUUCACUUUUGAGUGAACUAACCCUUUAAGUGAACGUAAACAAUUGACAAAGAAAACAUGUGUAACAGUAUAUUGGAUAAAUAUUCCUAAUAUAGCCUAAUAUUCCUGCUGCUGUCUCUAUAAUAAAGUUAAUCAAACAAUAAAAGACAACGCGAAAAUUCACUCGCUGUUCUUGACUGAAUUACUUUUGCAACUAUAUUUGUAAUGUGUAUUUUAUUUAUAAAAUGCAGUGUUAUUUUACAUUUGAUUACAGUUUCUG
Molecule: messenger RNA, 4417 nt
Organism: Ctenopharyngodon idella (grass carp)
Lineage: Eukaryota; Metazoa; Chordata; Actinopteri; Cypriniformes; Xenocyprididae
Gene: micu3b
Product: mitochondrial calcium uptake family, member 3b
Exons: 15
Coding region: 52-1494 (480 amino acids)
Biological process (GO): calcium import into the mitochondrion; mitochondrial calcium ion homeostasis
Cellular component (GO): uniplex complex
Molecular function (GO): calcium ion binding
Source: RefSeq, a predicted model, not a curated record